AUGGCUGAUGGAAUCUCCAACGCACACUUUUCUUUGACUUCUGCCUCUUCUGGAUCGCGUAGGUGCCACGGGACUGCACCUAGCGACUUCCCCUCUGGACAAUAUCCUCACAAUGAUGACUUCUUCUUGUCAGCGUCUUCUGCAAUGACCUAUGACUCCAUGACCGUGUCUGGCGGUGCAUUUGCCGUCCCCGUGAUGUCGAGCUUGAGCGGCUUUGAUGCCGAUCCAACCUCUGAGUUCCUGACAGAGGAGGCUUUCUCAGGCGACAACUCCGCAGACUUGAACCUCGUGCCAUCGUCGCAAUACCAUGGACAAGACCAGCCAGAGGAUCUGAUGAUUUCCGGUUACAUGAACGUGGAUUCUUCGUCCCUCUAUCAUCCUGGAAUGGUGACCCAUUUCAGCUCGCCGGGCUUCUCGUUGCAGAGACUGCCAACACCCCCUCCCGAGGAAUAUGUCCGGGAUUGCCUGUCGGCCCAGAAUUCGCAGGAGAAGAUGUACCCGAAUGCCCAGGAUUCCACUCUCUAUGGGAACAGCGCCUGCAAGGUGUCACCAGACAGGUCAGAUCCCUUCCUUAUCUCCCUCCACCUCAUCUGUCAACUAACCCAAGCGGUCAACAGCCUCAAAGGACGCAGUGUAUUUCGACCUAGGCCUAUUCGAUCUGCGUCUGAACGGAAUGGUGUCGUCGACCAAAGUGUUUCGUCUAUCGUGCCUGCUGAGACCCGGAGCCCCAAGGAGGAACAAUCGGACCGAGAAAAGGCCAGAAGUGGACCCCUGUACGAAGCCAGGCCCGACAAAAGUGGUCACUAUCAUUGCCCUAUGUUCGACAAGCUCAAGUGCAAUCACCAGCCCACCAAGCAAAAAUGUAUUUACAACAAAUACGUGGACUCCCAUUUAAGGCCAUACCGCUGCCGUUUCACGGAUCGCCCGGAAUGCGAGGAUCUCAGGUUUUCUUCCAACGCCUGCCUCCUUCGCCACGAAAGAGAAGCCCAUGGAGAACAUAACCACGGAGUGAAUCCCUACUUGUGCAAGUUCCCGGACUGUGACCGUGCCCGAGAGGGAAAUGGAUUUCCUCGCCGAUGGAAUCAACGUGACCAUAUGAAACGAGUCCACCAAUACGAGGAACCUGAACCUCUUCCCAAGAAGAACUCAACCACUCAAAGUCAGAACAAGAGAAAGAAGCCGACAUCUGUUCCCAUGAGGAGGUCGAACUCCUCCACCCUGGCCAAGGCUCAUGCGAUGGCGAAUGCUGCCAUCCAAGCUCAGAACUACGGCCAGGCUAUUACCCGGCCCCAGUAUGUCGCUCCCGGCGCGUACACUAUUCAAACCCGGGACUAUGAUGCCAUGAUGCCACAAACAGUGUCAAUGGACGAUGUCCAGUUCUCACCCAGGCCUGCCAUCUCUAGGACAUGCCGUGUGUCACCGCCUUACUCCGGGGUCUAUCCUUCAUGA
This is a messenger RNA of Cladophialophora bantiana CBS 173.52, 1449 nucleotides long. RefSeq lists its product as uncharacterized. Bases 1 to 1449 code for a protein of 482 amino acids. The transcript is spliced from 2 exons. The record is from RefSeq and is a predicted model, not a curated record. NCBI's taxonomy places the organism in Eukaryota, Fungi, Ascomycota, Eurotiomycetes, Chaetothyriales, Herpotrichiellaceae.